AUGGCUCUCUCCGCCACCAUUCCACCGCAGCUCGGACACCUCUCCUUCCUCGUCUCCCUCGACCUCACCAACAACCUCUUCCAUGGAGAUUUCCCACACCAACUGUCUCUCCUUCGCCGUUUGAAGUUCAUAUCUCUCCGACUCAACAACUUCACCGGAGACAUCCCUCCCAUGUUGGGUCAGUUACCAAAAUUAGAGUACUUGUCUUUACGCAACAACAGCUUCAUAGGUUCCAUCCCAAAAUCUCUCUCAAACCUCACAAACCUACAAUUUCUUGACUUAACUUACAAUUCUCUAAGUGGAGAAAUUCCAAAAGAGUUUGGGAGACUUCAAAGUCUUCAAACUCUGUCUGUUCAAUUCAAUCAUUUGUCGGGUGCUAUACCAUCAGCCAUAUUCAACAUAUCGACCCUUGUAGCUAUGGCCUUCACACACAAUGAAUUGAGUGGAAGUCUUACAACAGACAUGUGCCAUAAUCUUCCAUUUCUAACUGUGAUUUCCACAAAUGUAUCCCAAUGUUCACGGCUUGAGGUGUUAGCCCUCUCUUACAACUCUUUUAGUGGGGAGAUACCUUCAGAAAUUGGGUACUUAACAUCUCUUCAGAUUCUAUAUAUUGGUGGUAACAAAUUGAAUGGAAUACUACCACAUGAGAUUGGCCAUCUUCAGAGUCUGGUUAAGUUUGGUGCUGAAUGGAAUGAGAUUGCGGGCUCAAUUGAUUUCAAUAUUUUCAUGAAUAUGUCUUCUCUGCAAAACAUAUAUCUAAACCGCAACAAAUUCACGGGGAACCUUUCAAGGGAUGUCGGGAAUAUUACCAAGCUAACAACAUUGGAUCUCACGGAAAACCAUUUUACAGGGCUUAUUCCCACUGAAUUUGGCCAACUUUACCAUUUGGAGACAUUAUCAUUAUCAUUGAACAGCUUGAGUGGUUCGAUUCCACAUGAGCUCUUUAACAUUUCAACUCUUCGGAUUCUUUCACUUGCCGUCAAUGCUCUGUCAGGGGUUCUUCCAACCCAUUUAUGCCAUGCCUCUCCCUUUCUUGAACACCUUCUUCUUAGCAAUAAUUCCCUCAGUGGAGCAAUACCCAACUCCAUCUCUAACUGUUCUCAACUCACAAUUCUCUCACUUGCUGAAAACAAAUUGAGUGGUUAUAUACCUACUCAUCUCGGCAACCUAAGACUUCUUCAAAGACUUGAACUAUUCAGAAACAAUCUUACCCAGGCACCAUCAUCUUCCUUCAUUACUUCAUUGACAAAUUGCACGUCUCUAACUCUUUUGUCAAUUGAUGAUAAUCCUCUAAAUGGUAUCAUUCCAGCUUCUGUCGGGAACUUAUCUUCCUCACUCGAAACAUUCUAUGCCGACAAUUGCAAAUUCAGUGGCAGCAUUCCCGUUGAAAUAGGCAAUUUAAGCAAUUUGAUGACAUUGGUGUUGUCAGCAAAUGAGUUAUCUGGUGAUAUUCCACUAACUAUAAGCCAUUUGCAUGAACUUCAAGGAUUAUAUCUUGAAUAUAACAGGUUGGGAGGCUCAAUACCACAUGAUAUAUGUGAUCUAUCCAGCCUCAAUACUUUAGAUAUCAGCCAGAAUCAAUUUUCAGGCCCAAUUCCUAAAUGUCUGGGAAAUGUUUCUUCCUUAAGAAAUCUUUAUCUAGAAUCCAACAUGUUGAAUUCAAGCAUACCUUCAAGCUUAUGGGGCCUAAAAGAUUUGAACUAUCUAGACUUGUCCUCAAAUUCAUUAAAUGGGUUCUUACCACAAGAGAUAAGUAACUUAGGAGCAGCAAUACAUAUAAACCUAUCGAUGAAUCAGUUGUCAAAGUCUAUUCCCAGCACUAUUGGGAAGUUGCAGAAUUUGGUUAAUCUGUCUUUGGCAAAUAAUAGACUAGAAGGUUCUAUUCCCGUGUCUAUGGGAAAAAUGAUCAGUUUGGCAAAUCUCGACUUGUCGUACAACAACCUCUCUGGUUCAAUUCCAAAGUCAUUAGAAGCACUUCAACAACUCGACUACUUUAAUGUCUCUUUCAAUAGUUUAAGUGGAGUAAUUCCUAAUGGAGGUUCUUUUACAAACUUCACUAUGGAUUCUUUUAAGGGUAAUGAGGCAUUGUGUGGAAUCCCCAAGUUCCAUGUCCAAAUUUGCUCUUCAACUUCUAAUCACAGAUCAAAGAGGAAGAAGGUGGAACAAGCUUCAUUUAUUAUUUUCGGGGUUGUGGCUUUCAUCUCAGUUGUUUCUUUGGCCUUUAUAAUUGUCAAAAACAAAAGGAAAGAUAAGACGACUAGCAGAGAAGUUGAUGAGUUGAUAUUCAUUGUGCCGGAAAGAAUCUCUUAUUAUGAACUGCUGCAAGCAACGGAAAGAUUCGAUGAAAGCAAUUUACUUGGCACUGGGAGUUCUUGCUCUGUUUAUAAAGGAAUUCUUAACAAUAGGAAGAAUAUUGUUGUCAAGGUGUUUAAUAUGCAGCUAGAAGGUAUUUCAAGAAUAUUCGAUGUCGAAUGUGGGAUACUACGUAGCAUUCGACACAGGAAUCUGACAAGUGUCAUAAGCAGUUGCUCUAAUGAAGAGUUCAAGGCAUUAGUACUUGAAUAUAUGCCAAAUGGAAACCUUGAAAAAUGGUUAUAUUCCCACAACUAUUGCUUGAGUAUGAUGGAAAGAUUGAAUAUAAUGAUUGAUGUUGCAUCUGCUUUGGAGUAUCUUCACCAUGGUUAUUCAAUGCCCAUUGUCCACAGCGACUUGAAGCCUAGUAAUGUGUUGUUAGAUGAAGACAUGGUUGCCCAUAUAAGCGACUUUGGGAUAGCAAAGUUGUUAUGCAAUGGAGAUAGCUCUGUGUUAACCAACACGCUAGCAACAUUGGGUUACAUCGCUCCAGGUCAAGUUUCUCUAAAUAUAUUGAUUGCACUUCACUUUCAAUAA
Salvia miltiorrhiza (redroot sage) is the source of this 2889-nucleotide messenger RNA. Its product is annotated as LRR receptor-like serine/threonine-protein kinase GSO1. The record is from RefSeq and is a predicted model, not a curated record. NCBI's taxonomy places the organism in Eukaryota, Viridiplantae, Streptophyta, Magnoliopsida, Lamiales, Lamiaceae. Gene Ontology annotation, biological process: protein phosphorylation. Bases 1 to 2889 code for a protein of 962 amino acids. The transcript has 3 exons. Gene Ontology annotation, molecular function: protein binding; protein kinase activity; ATP binding.